UUAUUUAGCUAUCGUUUAAAUGACUAACUUCAAAAUUGAAGCUCGAGCUCGGUCAGUUUUCUCGCUCGAGCUUUUAUGGAGCGGAUGACUCACGUAUAGCUACACCCGUAAGUCUGGAAACCGAAAUCCACCUUCUCUCGGUCUCUCCUCACGCACGCUAACGCAAGACGCCGUCGUCGAUUGCUCUCGGAAACCCCAAUCCUCUCCUCCUUCCUCACGAGUCACGCCGUCGUCGAUUGCUCUCCGAAAAGAUCGUUGUUUGUUUCGUUGAUUUCUCUCCGAAAUCCUCUCCUCCUUCCUCACGAGUCACGGGUUUGUUUUGUUGCCCCCUCUGUCGCCGUCGGCCCUUGUUCGCUAGUUGAGCUCCUCGUUGCCUGCUGUUCACCGUGCCGUUGUCUGCUCCUCCAUUGCUGACCAGACCUCAGUCGGACAAUCCCCACUCGGCCACUCCGUUGUACACCUAGCACAGUAGCACCACCACCAGGCCUCCAACGUUUGAAAUGCUUAGUGUUGUCAGAUACUGAAGUUGGAAGCAGUGGGCUUCACCACCUAUCUGUGGCAGUACUUACUACUAUUUUUUCAAAGAGUUGGUUAACAGAAUCAGAAAGAGACAGAGGGAGGGAUGAAGUUCAAGGCAUUUAUCACGGAGAAUGGUGUUAGCCUGUUAGAAAGGAGGUUCCUACCUGCCUUAGAAAAAAUGGGAAAGGUAUGCCACCUUUUCCUCACUAGGGACCACACUUUCUUCCUUCACAACCUUCUCAAUGGGGAUGGAGUUCAAUCCAUUGCUCAAUUUCGAAAAGAGGCUCUCUUUGAUGAUUAUCGCAUUUCCAGCCAGAAUGAGGAUCGCAUUGCUUUUGCCAUUGACAUUUCACUUCUCUACCGCGCUGUACGAAGCAGUGUCAGUAUUUGCAGUGAAUAUGGCGGUGGUGGAGCCACUGAAAAUCGUCUCCAGAUUAAAUUGGUGAAGAAACUACCGCCAAAUUGUACUCAGCCAACGCCUUAUCUUACCUUUGAAACUAAGGGUUAUAAAUCGGCAGUUAUUCAGGAUGUACCAAUAUCAAAACCAUUGUCCAGAGCUCAAGUGCUGGAACUUCAAACUGCUCUUGAUAUGGCCCAAGAUCUGCCUCAGACUUUGGUUCAAGUUCCAGACUUGAAUCAGUUGCAAAGCUAUGUGGACAGGAUGAAGCAUGUUGGUGAUUUACUAAAUGUCUCUAUAAGCAAGUAUGGUGAUCUUCACGUGCAAAUAUCAACUACAUUGAUCACACUUGGUGCUGAAUUCCGGAAAUUGUUGGUUAUUGGAGACAAAGCACAAGCUCCACCAGAGGAUCAGAAUUUAAGUGCUCAGUCUCGGUCACAGAGGGCAAUUUUAAGGGGAGAUGCUCAGUCUGUCCAAGUAAGUGUAAGGCAUUUUUCCAAAAGUCUUCAAUGUCAUCUGGCUAAACCAGACUGUGCUUUCUAUGGGAUUGUUCCUCCAGGUGCUUGCUUGACAGUAAUAUUUCAAUUCUUCAUUCCUGGAACACGUCAAACAGAUAAAUCAAUCAGCCUACACUGCAGGCUUCCUGUGCUUGACCCAGGAUCGAACUGAAGAAAGAUUUGAUAACCAAUAUGCUUUGUCUAGCUUUGGAGUGUGAUGAUGGGUAGCCUGCUUUACACUUUCUGACAUAAGCAGUCGAAAAUGUCAAAUUUGCAAAGGAGACAUCUGUGCAAAACAGUCCAGAAAUGAUUUCUAGGACCAAAGUAGAGUUGUUUGUUAAUAUCUAUAUCUUGCCAUGGGGACAAUCUUUUUUAAGUGACAAUGUUUGGAUAACAUGUCAACCUGAAUUCACAUCAAUUUCAAAGUAUGUCCAUUGAGCAAAAUGUACGAUUA
This is a messenger RNA of Manihot esculenta (cassava), 1867 nucleotides long. RefSeq lists its product as uncharacterized. The transcript is spliced from 3 exons. Gene Ontology annotation, biological process: mitotic DNA replication checkpoint signaling; meiotic DNA integrity checkpoint signaling; nucleotide-excision repair. Gene Ontology annotation, cellular component: nucleolus; site of double-strand break; checkpoint clamp complex. Lineage: Eukaryota; Viridiplantae; Streptophyta; Magnoliopsida; Malpighiales; Euphorbiaceae. The record is from RefSeq and is a predicted model, not a curated record. The coding region runs from base 623 to 1585 and encodes 320 amino acids.